Pelodiscus sinensis (Chinese soft-shelled turtle) is the source of this 2019-nucleotide messenger RNA. RefSeq names its product cytochrome P450 2H2-like. Gene Ontology annotation, biological process: epoxygenase P450 pathway; xenobiotic metabolic process. Lineage: Eukaryota; Metazoa; Chordata; Testudines; Trionychidae. Gene Ontology annotation, cellular component: cytoplasm; intracellular membrane-bounded organelle. The record is from RefSeq and is a predicted model, not a curated record. Gene Ontology annotation, molecular function: iron ion binding; heme binding; arachidonate epoxygenase activity.
CACAGCUCCGGUCACUUUUGUUAGCCCAGAGUUUAUCUCGUUAAUGCAGACAAACUAAGAGCUCCUAUUGGCUAACUGCCUGGCCCCACUCUUGGUGUGUGCAGUAUAAAAAAAAGGGAAUUUGUUUUUCCUUUGCUUGAUCCAGCCAGAAUCCAGAGCUAUUGCUACACCCGACAAUGGAACCGCUAGGAGCAACCACGGUGUUCCUGGUCAUUUGUGUCUCUUGCCUUCUCUUCCUCUCUGCGUGGAGAAAGACGCCUCGAAAGGGGAAGCUGCCGCCCGGCCCUGUGGCUUUUCCCAUCAUUGGGAACAUGCUGCAGCUCACGAAGACAAAUUUGCCCCAGCAUGUACUGGAGCUCAGUAGAACGUACGGCCCAAUUUUCACGAUCUACUUGGGCUCCGAGCGGGUUGUAGUGCUGCAUGGAUAUGAGAUUCUGAAGGAAACUCUGAUCGGCCUUGCAGAUGAGUUCAGUGCAAGAGGACGGAUGCCAUUAUUUGAAAAAAUGGCCACUGAAUCAGGUAUUGUUUUCAGCAAUGGGGAACGGUGGAAGCAGCUCCGGCGAUUUAUCCUCACUAGCCUGAGAAAUUUUGGGAUGGGGAAGAAAAGCAUUGAGGAGCGGAUCCUUGAGGAAACCCGUUUUCUGAUGGAAAGACUCAGAAACACGCACGGGCGGCCCUUUGACCCCACCCUCUUCCUCACCCACGCCGUGUCCAACAUCAUCUGCUCCAUCAUCUUCGGGGACCGGUUUGACUAUGAAGAUCAGAAAUUUGUCACUUUAAUCAACAUCAUAGAGGAAAAUGUCAAUCUUCAGCGCUCUCGCUGGACAGCCCUGUAUAAUUUUUUCCCGACUGUCAUGGAUUACGUCCCUGGGCCUCACCACAAGCUGUUUAAAAAUGCUGAGAAGUUCAGAAAGUUUGUUCUGGAGAGGGUGAACAUGCAUAAACCGUCCCUGGAUCCCAAUUGCCCUCGAGACUUCAUUGACGCUUUCCUCAUCAAAAUGCAAGAGGAGCAAAAGAAUGACCAGUCCAACUUCAGCAUGGGAAGUUUACUACGAAGCACAGUAGAGCUCUUUAGCGCCGGAACAGGGACAACCAGCGUCACUCUACUCUUUGGGCUCCUGAUUCUUCUGAAAUACCCAGAAAUAGAAGAGAAAGUUCACAAAGAGAUUGACCGGGUGAUUGGGCGAAGCCGAAGCCCCUGCAUGGCGGAUCGAAGCCAGAUGCCCUACACAGAUGCCGUGAUACAUGAAAUCCAGAGAUACAUCAAUCUUGUCCCAUUAAGUUUGCCACAUGCUGUGACUAGAGAUGUUCAUAUCAGACAGUAUCUUAUUCCCAAGGACACCACCAUAUUCCCUGCAUUGAAUUCGGUUCUAUAUGACAGCAAGGAAUUUCCUAAUCCAGAGCAGUUCAAACCGGAACACUUCUUGGAUGAAAACGGUGCCUUUAAGAAGAGUGACUACUUCGUGCCUUUUUCUGCAGGGAAACGGAUUUGUGUGGGAGAAGGCCUGGCUCGGAUGGAGCUCUUUUUGAUACUGACCGUGAUCUUGCAGAACUUCACCUUGAAACCUGUUGUUGACCUCAAAGACAUUGAUAUUACUCCAGUAACGACUUUUGUAUCAAAUGGACCAAAGUCAUACCAGCUCUGUGUUCUUCCUCGAUAAUGGUUACCUCACUAUCCGAACCUGUGCGUCAAUUUGAUUCUCUUUGCUUCUGGACUCAUGAAUUGAAACACAAAUCACUAGUCUUGUAUGUAAUUUGGAUUUAACAAAAUGAUGUCAUAUCAAAAAUUAACCAUUCAACUGACUCAGUUAGUCACAUACAAUAGCACUGUCGUGUUCUCAGACACGCUGAUGUAUGAACAGAUGCUGGAGAUGUAUUUCUAUCAUUUGUGGAGUUGCUGAAAAUCUAUGGAAAAUUCAUUAGGCAGCUAUAUGGCUCCUUUGUUGACAAGGGGUUAGUAACAGUGUUCAGGCCUUCCACUCUGACCAAUCAAUGAGAAUAAAUUGUGAUGAUGUCAUG